GUGAGAAGAAUGAAGGUUGGUAUCUGUGGUGGGGGCAGAACGGUUUAGCAGGAGCUAGCAGAACGGAAAGGCCGAGCGAUGCUAAGUUCCUGUCCGUGUGCCUGUCAGCCCUGUCCGGUCCUCUCAGUGCCCACGGUGUCCACUACGUGUCUUGCGAGAGCACAAUGGCGUCUCUUCUGAAGUUGCGCACAGGCGCCAGUAUGCCUGCCAUUGGGUUUGGAACCUGGCAAGCCUCAGAUUCAGAGCUGGAAGCUGCUCUGGAUGCAGCUUUGGAAGCAGGCUACAGGCACAUUGAUACAGCAUAUGUGUAUGAGAACGAGGCAGCUAUUGGCAGAGUACUGGCAAAAUGGCUCAACUCAGGCAAGGUUCAGCGGGAAGAUCUAUUCAUAGUUACAAAGCUACCUCCUACUGGAAACCAUCCUGACAGAGUUGAAAAAUACUUGAAGCGUUCAUUAGACAAACUUGGCUUGGAUUAUGUAGAUAUAUAUUUGGUGCAUGUACCAUUUGGUUUUCUGGAAAAAGAUGAAGAAAUCCACCCACUGGACGCUGAUGGAAACAUUCUCUUGGAUAAAUCCACAAAUCAUGUAGAUAUUUGGAAGGCAAUGGAAGUGCAGGUAGAUGCUGGGCGCACAAAGGCUAUUGGGCUCUCUAAUUUCAAUAUCUCACAAAUAAAGAGAGUAUUGCAGUCUGCUCACAUUCCUCCUGCAAACUUACAAGUAGAAUUGCAUGUCCUUUGCCAGCAGCGAGAAUUGGUUGACUUCUGCAAAGAACACGAUAUUAUAGUCUGUGCAUAUUCACCACUUGGGUCUCGUGGCACAGCACAACUAUAUAAGGCAGUUGGAAUAAGCAAAGAUUUUCCGGACCUGAUGAAUAAUUCCACAGUACUGGAGAUAGCAAAGCAACAUGCAAAGACACCUGCCCAAAUCUUGCUUCGUCACAUUGUGCAACGCGGCAUGGCUGCCAUCCCUAAAAGUACUAAUUCAGAGCGGAUUCGUCAGAAUUUGCAAGUACAUGAUUUUGAGCUAAGCAGUGAGGAUAUGGCAUCAUUGGACAAACUUGAUCAGGGAUCAGCUGGAAGGAUACUUGACUUUGGAUUUUUCAAAGGGAUCAAGAACCACCCUGAGUAUCCAUUCCAGCAGUAAAUGUGCGUGCUUGACUCCAUUUUUUCUUCUUCUUCUCUUCCUUUUCAAUUUUUGAAUGCACCUCUGUAAUGCGGUGACUCAGAAUAAACAAUUUUGCUUUGCAA
This is a messenger RNA of Cryptotermes secundus, 1246 nucleotides long. RefSeq names its product aldo-keto reductase family 1 member A1. The transcript is spliced from 7 exons. Bases 165 to 1142 code for a protein of 325 amino acids. Gene Ontology annotation, cellular component: cytosol. Gene Ontology annotation, molecular function: aldose reductase (NADPH) activity. NCBI's taxonomy places the organism in Eukaryota, Metazoa, Arthropoda, Insecta, Blattodea, Kalotermitidae. The record is from RefSeq and is a predicted model, not a curated record.